Microplitis demolitor is the source of this 1400-nucleotide messenger RNA. Its product is annotated as lysophospholipase D GDPD1. Gene Ontology annotation, molecular function: phosphoric diester hydrolase activity; phosphatidylcholine lysophospholipase A1 activity. Gene Ontology annotation, cellular component: endoplasmic reticulum membrane. The transcript is spliced from 7 exons. Bases 346 to 1299 code for a protein of 317 amino acids. The record is from RefSeq and is a predicted model, not a curated record. Gene Ontology annotation, biological process: glycerophospholipid catabolic process. Lineage: Eukaryota; Metazoa; Arthropoda; Insecta; Hymenoptera; Braconidae.
GCGUUUAUGGCAGUUCUAUAACUGUGUAAUUAUCGUGGAAGGCAAGGCAGCCCAAAAUUAAUCACACUGUAGUAAAUUUAUUUAUCUUUUUCGGUACGUGUCAAUGACUUUUAAUUUAUUUUAAAUUCUUAUUGUAGUUAAAUCAAAAUAUACAAAACAGUGUGUAAGUAAAUAUUUUUUGUUUGUUAUUAUCCAACCAAACUGUCAAGUGAUACUUCUCUGUCUAUUAAUUAUUUAAAUAUAUAACAAUUAUACAAAUGUACUAUACCGUAAGUUAUAAAUAAUAACAAUAACAACAACAACAAUAAUAAUAAUAAUAAUAAAUAAUUAAAUGACAUGUGAAAAAUGUUUUUCUAUACAAUUUUUGGUGGAUAUGUGCUUACAUCAAUUAUUCUCUUUAAAUAUCCUCGACUUUUACACAAAAAAAAAAACAUAAAAUUCAAUUGUCAGCACAUAAGUCAUCGAGGAGGUGCCGGAGAGAGUUAUGAAAAUACUUUGAGUGCAUUUAAAAGAGCAGUAGCAGUUGGUACACAAAUGUUAGAGUUAGAUUGUCAAUUAACAAAAGAUGGACAAGUUAUUGUAUCUCAUGACCAAAAUUUAUUAAGAACUACAGGUGUAGAUAAAAAUAUUUGUCAAGUAAAUUACAAAGACUUGCCUAUUCUUAAACCGGUAUUGCCAAUUGAUUUUGAUCCAGAAGUUGAAUUUGUUGGCUCUGGAAAGGAUGAAGAACGAAAAAUUCCUUUGCUUAAAGAUGUAUUUGAAGAAUUUCCAAAUUUUCCAAUAAAUAUUGAUAUAAAAAUAAAUGAUGAUCAAUUGAUAUACAAAGUUUCAGAGUUAGUUAAAUUUUAUAAACGUCAAGAGUACACUGUUUGGGGUAAUUUUAAUGAUGAAAUAACUCUUAAAUGUUAUAAAGUUAAUCCUAGUAUCAACUUGUUAUUUUCAAUGCGUCGUGUCAUUUUUCUUAUUUUAUUAAUGUAUACAGGCUUGUUACCUUUUGUACCACUUAAAGAGAGCCAUUUAGAAAUAUUUUUACCUUCUAUUUAUUCAAGACGAAGAAAUCCAGUAGGUUCAUUUUUACCGUAUGAAAAAAUAAUCUGCCGUAGUAUUGAUUUAUUGCUAAUGAGGCCUUGUUUAUUUAAUCAUCUUAGAGCUCGAGGAAUUCAAGUGUAUUUUUGGGUAUUAAAUACAGAAGAAGAAUUCCGGCAAGCUUUUGAACUUGGUGCUACUGGUGUCAUGACUGAUUAUCCAACAAAAUUGAAAAAAUUUUUAGAAAUAAAUAAAAUUAAAAUUGUUGAGUAAGUUUACUAAAUUAAUAUUUUUACCCACUUAAAUUAUUUAAAUAAUUGGUACAAAUUAUAUUAUAUCCAGUCGUAAAUAUUUAUAAAAUAAUUAUUUUUUUG